GAGCGCGAGCCGCGUUAAAGGCGGCUCCCGGCGCCGCUCCCCGGGCCAGUCCCGGCUGUGCGCAGGCGCGGAGGGCUCCCCUUGUCAGUCGGCGCCGCGUGCGGGUGGCUUUGCUCUGUGGCUGCGGCGGCGGCUGGUCUCCGGCAUCAUGAGCGGCUUCAGCAGCGAGGAGCGCGCCGCGCCCUUCUCCCUCGAGUACCGAGUCUUCUUCAAAAAUGAAAAGGGACAAUAUAUAUCUCCAUUUCAUGAUAUUCCAAUUUAUGCAGAUAAGGAUGUGUUCAACAUGGUAGUUGAAGUACCACGCUGGUCUAAUGCAAAAAUGGAGAUUGCUACAAAGGACCCUUUAAACCCAAUUAAACAAGAUGUGAAAAAAGGGAAACUCCGUUAUGUUGCAAAUGUGUUCCCUUAUAAAGGAUAUAUCUGGAACUAUGGUGCCAUCCCUCAGACUUGGGAAGACCCUGGACGCAAUGACGAACACACUGGUUGUUGUGGCGACAAUGACCCAAUUGAUGUCUGUGACAUUGGAAGCAAGGUCUGUGCAAGAGGUGAAAUAAUCAAGGUGAAAGUUCUGGGCAUAUUGGCUAUGAUUGACGAAGGGGAAACUGACUGGAAAGUGAUUGCCAUCAAUGUGGAUGAUCCUGAUGCAGCCAAUUAUAAUGGUAUUAAUGAUGUCAAGCGGCUGAAACCUGGUUAUCUGGAAGCUACUGUGGACUGGUUUAGAAGGUACAAGGUUCCUGAUGGAAAACCAGAGAACCAGUUUUCUUUCAAUGCGGAAUUUAAAGAUAAGGAUUUUGCAACUGACAUUAUUAAAAGCACUCAUGACUAUUGGAGAGCAUUAGUGACAAAGAAAAUCGAUGGAAAAGGAAUCAGUUGCAUGAAUACCACAGUGUCUGAGAGCCCCUACAAGUGUGAUCCUGAUGCUGCCAAAGCCAUUGUGGAUGCUUUACCACCACCCUGUGAAUCUGCCUGCACAAUACCUGCAGAUGUGGAUAAAUGGUUCCAUCACCAGAAAAACUAAGGAAAUUUCUCUGAAAUACAAGCUGAUAUUACUGCAUCAUAUUCAUCUGGAAGUAUUAGAUGCAAAAGUAGUGGCUUUUCUAAGCUUUAAAUUUAUAGAACUAAUCUAACUAACAAAGAAAAUUCUGCUGUGACCAAUCCAAUAUACUUAGUGUGUUAUCCAUAUGAAAGCAUUUUUCAUCUCAGCUAAGAUAACUUUUAGCACAUGCUUAAAUAUCAAAGCAGUUAUUGGAAUUUGGAAGUCAUUUGUGAAUAAAUGUGCAAGAUAUUGGAUGUAUAUGUUUACUAUGUGUUAGGAAAUAAAAUUAUUUUGCUGAAA
Eptesicus fuscus (big brown bat) is the source of this 1336-nucleotide messenger RNA. RefSeq names its product inorganic pyrophosphatase 1 (gene PPA1). Gene Ontology annotation, biological process: phosphate-containing compound metabolic process. The coding region runs from base 149 to 1018 and encodes 289 amino acids. Gene Ontology annotation, cellular component: cytoplasm; extracellular exosome. The record is from RefSeq and is a predicted model, not a curated record. Gene Ontology annotation, molecular function: magnesium ion binding; inorganic diphosphate phosphatase activity. The transcript has 11 exons. Lineage: Eukaryota; Metazoa; Chordata; Mammalia; Chiroptera; Vespertilionidae.